Torulaspora delbrueckii is the source of this 2706-nucleotide messenger RNA. It is a transcript of the gene PWP2, whose product is annotated as snoRNA-binding rRNA-processing protein PWP2. Bases 1 to 2706 code for a protein of 901 amino acids. Gene Ontology annotation, biological process: maturation of SSU-rRNA from tricistronic rRNA transcript (SSU-rRNA, 5.8S rRNA, LSU-rRNA); ribosomal small subunit assembly. Gene Ontology annotation, cellular component: Pwp2p-containing subcomplex of 90S preribosome; small-subunit processome. The record is from RefSeq and is a predicted model, not a curated record. Lineage: Eukaryota; Fungi; Ascomycota; Saccharomycetes; Saccharomycetales; Saccharomycetaceae. The transcript has a single exon. Gene Ontology annotation, molecular function: protein binding.
AUGAAGUCUGAUUUCAAGUUCUCUAAUCUGUUGGGUACUGUGUACAGACAGGGGAAUGUUCUCUUCUCGCAUGAUGGUACGCAAUUAUUGUCUCCGGUGGGUAAUAGAGUCUCAGUGUUCGAUCUAGUUAAUAACAAGUCUUUCACAUUUGAAUAUGAACACCGUAAAAAUGUGGCUACCUUGGAUUUGAAUAGACAAGGAUCUCUUUUGAUAUCUGUCGAUGAUGAUGGCCGUGCAAUUUUGGUGAAUUAUAGGACUAGAAAUGUGCUACAUCAUUUCAAUUUCAAAGAACAUUGUAAUAGUGUUAAGUUCAGUCCAGAUGGAAAACUCUUUGCCCUAGCGACUGGAAGAUUUUUGCAAAUAUGGAAGACCCCUGAGGCUACGGAAGAUCGUCAAUUUGCACCAUUUGUUCGUUACCGUAUCCAAGCUGGACAUUUUCAAGAUAUACUUUCCUUCACUUGGUCUCAGGAUUCGAGAUUUGUCAUUACUACUUCGAAGGAUCUCACUGCAAGGAUAUGGUCGAUUGACUCAGAGGAUAAGGAUUUGGCGUCAACGACUUUUGCAGGCCAUAGAGACUAUGUUUUGGGCGCAUUCUUCAGUGCCGAUCAAGAGCAAAUCUACACUGUCAGUAAAGAUGGUGCUUUAUUCAAAUGGGAGUUUACGCCGAGGGAUGAAGAAGAUGAGGAAGAUCUCUCAAAGUAUAGUUGGAGAAUCACACAAAAGCAUUUCUUUCAUAAUGAACAAAAUAAAGUCAAAUGUGUCACUUUUCAUCCAAAUUCCAGGAUUCUGGUCGUUGGAUUCAAUAACGGUGAGUUCCGCUUGUACGAGUUACCAGAUUUUACACUCAUUCAGCAACUUUCCAUGGGUCAAAAUCCAGUCAACACAGUCUCCAUUAAUUCGUCAGGUGAAUGGCUGGCAUUUGGGUCUAGUAAGCUAGGUCAGCUACUAGUCUAUGAGUGGCAGUCAGAGUCGUACAUCCUGAAGCAACAGGGCCAUUUUGAUUCGUUGAAUGCGUUGACUUAUUCACCAGACGGCUCGCGAGUGGUCACAGCAGCGGAAGAUGGUAAGAUCAAAGUUUGGGACGUCAUCUCGGGCUUCUGUCUUGUCACUUUGGAAGGCCAUACUUCCUCUGUAACGGCCGUACAGUUUGCAAAGAGAGGCCAAGUUCUUUUCUCAGCCUCUCUCGACGGUACAGUGAGAGCGUGGGACCUGAUAAGGUAUCGUAACUUCAGAGUCUUUACCGCGGCUGAGAGGAUACAGUUUAAUUGCCUGGCUGUAGAUCCAUCCGGCGAGUGCGUCUGCGCAGGUUCGGUCGAUAGCUUCGACAUUCACGUUUGGUCAGUGCAGACCUCUCAAUUGUUAGACACCUUAUCGGGACAUGAGGGACCAGUAUCAUGCCUUUCUUUCAGUCAGGAAAACAGUGUGUUGGCAUCAGCUUCCUGGGAUAAGACUAUUAGGAUAUGGUCCAUCUUCGGUAGAUCACAGCAAGUUGAGCCAAUCGACGUAUACUCAGACGUCCUAGCUCUAUCAACUAGACCGGAUGGUAAACAGGUUGCUGUAUCGACCCUCAAGGGUCAAAUAUCCAUAUUUGACAUCGAGGACGGUAAGCAAGUGGGUAAUAUCGACUGCAGAAAGGAUAUCAUCUCUGGUAGACACCUGGAAGAUAGAUUUACGGCUAAGAACUCGGAAAGAUCCAAGUUUUUCACAUCGAUCAACUACAGUUUCGAUGGAUUCGCUAUUGUAGCUGGUGGUAAUAAUAAUUCCAUAUGUCUCUAUGAUAUACCCAACGAGGUCCUACUGAAGAGGUUUGUCGUCUCGAGAAAUAUGACACUAAAUGGUACGAUGCAAUUCCUGAAUAGUGGUAGGUUGACAGAGGCAGGAUCUCUUGAUUUAAUUGACGAAGAUGGUGAGAACUCAGAUUUGGAGGACCGCAUAGAUAACACUCUACCCGGGUCCAGAAGAGGUGGUGACCUUUCGACUAGAAGAGUAAGACCGGAGAUCAGAGUCACCUCGAUUCAAUUCUCCCCAACUGCCAACGCAUUCGCAGCUGCAUCCACCGAGGGACUACUAGUUUACAGCGUGGACGAUGUCUUUGCAUUCGAUCCAUUCGACUUGGACGUUGAUAUCACACCACAAUCGACUUUGGAGGCCUUGAAGCAAAACGAGUAUCUCAAUGCAUUCGUUAUGGCAUUUAGACUGAACGAAGAAUACCUUAUUCAUAGAGUCUACGAAGCUACGCCAGUAACGGAAAUACAACUCGUCAGCAGUAAUCUGCCGGUCGUUUACCUCUCUCGUGUGCUAAAGUUCAUCGGAGACCUGGCGUUGGAGUCUCAGCACAUUGAGUUUAAUCUGCUUUGGAUCAACGCCCUUCUAUCGGCACAUGGUAGCCACAUCUACGCAAACAAGCAUAUUUUUGGCACGGCCAUCAGAUCAGUCCAACGAUUUAUUGGUAGAGUAGCGAAGGAUGUCGUAACUGCUGCCACAGAUAACAAAUAUGCAUACAAGUUUCUCACAACAACAGACGGAAAAGUCUUUGAAGAAGAACAGGGGGCCAAUAGCGAUGGCUUUGACAAUGUUGACGAAGGUUCGGAUGACGAAAUGUUGGUUGCCUCUGAUGAGGAAGCUUGGCAGGGAUUUGACCAAAAGGUUAACAAUCUGGCUUUGCAAGAGGAUGGCGAAGAAUCAGAUGAUGAUGAACUAAUAUAG